GUCCUUUAUUGUGGAGCAAUGCAUUGUGGGAUUUCAAAAUGGAGCCCUUGCCGCCGGGAGUCAACAACGAUGUCCUGUUUUACGUAGCCGUCCGCCGUUGUUAACAGACGCGCCGAGCCUCUUAAAUUUCCACACGUCGACCGUCCUCGGUCAAACAUGGGGGCUUUGUGUCUGGCCUGGGGAGGCCUCGCGGCCGCCACAAGGCGCUCGGUCCGAUAUUCGCGCGUCCCUUCGCUCUGCGGCGCCGCGGCGUCGGCGGGCGUCCGCGCGCGCAGGUUCGGCCGGAGCGCCGACCGCGCAGACGUCCCCGCGGAGUUCGCGUGCUACCGCCUGCCCGGCAGGACCGUGCUCAAAGUCCGCGGCGAAGACACCCGCCCGUUCCUUCAGGGGAUUAUCACCAACGACGUGGAGCUGCUGGAGGAGCCCGGGCUCACGGCGCUGUACUCGCAUAUGCUAAACGUGCAAGGAAGAACGCUGUAUGACAUCAUGUUGUACAGUCUGAAAGAAGACGAUGCAGGACAGGGCGUUUUCCUGGAGUGUGACAGCACAAUUAAGGACUCAAUCUUGAAACAUCUGAAGAUCUACAAGCUCCGCAGAAAGGUCAACAUAGACCCCUGUCCAGAGCUUUCCGUCUGGGCGGUUCUUUCCAAGCAAAAGAAGGCAGGUCAAGAGGCCAGUAAACCGGAGCUCGCCUCCCCGGACAAAGCGCUGGUAUGGGUCACCGAUCCUCGAACGCAGGAAAUGGGGUGGAGGUUGGUGUUGGAAAGUCAAGUGGACCCCCUGGAUAUAAUUUCAUCGUGUCAGAAAGGUGACACGGGAGAGUAUCACAGACAUCGCUACUCGAUAGGACUUCCAGAGGGAGUACGGGACCUUCCCCCGGGGGUGGCACUACCGCUGGAGUCAAAUCUUGUCUACAUGCAGGGUAUCAGCUUUAGCAAGGGCUGUUACAUCGGCCAGGAGCUCACAGCCAGGACCCAUCACACUGGUGUGGUUCGGAAGCGCCUGAUGCCAGUACGCUUGUCAGCCCCAGUCCAAGACCUGGAGGAGGGCGCUGCGCUGCAAACGCAGUCGGGCAAGCCAGCUGGGAAGCACCGAGCAGCGGUCGGACAGCUGGGCCUGAGCCUAAUCCGCCUGGCUCAUGCCAAAGAAACGUUGACACUCAAAUCUUCUGAUGACACCGCAGUGGCUCUUGAGGCUUCGGUGCCAGACUGGUGGCCCAAAGAUGUGAAAAGUGACUGAAGAGGAUUGUUUCAGAGCUCCCUCAAAUGUGACAUACAUCCCAUCUGACAGACAGAACCCUGAAGUACAGUAUGUUAUACUGUCAUUGCUUUAUGGCUGUGUGGAAUUGAUUUAUAUUGUUUUACUUUCUCUUUGGAGAGUAUUAUUUACCAUAGAAUUAUCUUAUUUAACAGAUCUGUUUAUCAGCACUAUACAAAAAGAAUGACCAGCUGUGGUUUUGGGUUG
This is a messenger RNA of Pungitius pungitius (ninespine stickleback), 1464 nucleotides long. RefSeq names its product iron-sulfur cluster assembly factor IBA57 (gene iba57). The transcript is spliced from 3 exons. Lineage: Eukaryota; Metazoa; Chordata; Actinopteri; Perciformes; Gasterosteidae. The record is from RefSeq and is a predicted model, not a curated record. Gene Ontology annotation, biological process: iron-sulfur cluster assembly. Gene Ontology annotation, cellular component: mitochondrial matrix. Bases 157 to 1239 code for a protein of 360 amino acids. Gene Ontology annotation, molecular function: protein binding.